Molecule: messenger RNA, 1199 nt
Organism: Dryobates pubescens (Downy woodpecker)
Lineage: Eukaryota; Metazoa; Chordata; Aves; Piciformes; Picidae
Gene: YBX3
Product: Y-box binding protein 3
Exons: 8
Coding region: 113-1030 (305 amino acids)
Biological process (GO): regulation of gene expression
Cellular component (GO): nucleus
Molecular function (GO): nucleic acid binding
Source: RefSeq, a predicted model, not a curated record
GCUGACUGUGUUAAAAACUUCGGCGGGGCCAUUUUGGGGGCAGUAAGACCCAGCGCGGGCCCGCGGGACACCGGCCGCUAAGCGCCGCGCAUUCACCCUCCUGCCAGGCACCAUGAGCGAGGCGGCGGAGACCAGCACCCCCAGCCCGGCGCCCACCGCAGCCGCCGCCGCGACCGCCGCCGCCUCCCCGGCCGGAGCCCCUGCGCCGCCGUCUCCCGCCGGCCCGGACGCCAAGCCCAAGAGCCCUGUCAGCGCCGCCGCGCCAAGCGCGGCUGCUGGGGAGGCGGCCCCCGGCGCUGCUGCUGCCGCCGCCGCAACCGCAACCACAGCCGCAGCCGCAACCACAGCCACAACAGCCGCGGCCGAGACGGAGAAGAAAGUGCUUGCCACCAAAGUUCUUGGCACAGUCAAGUGGUUCAACGUGAGAAAUGGAUAUGGCUUUAUCAAUAGAAAUGAUACCAAAGAAGAUGUGUUUGUUCAUCAGACGGCGAUCAAGAAAAACAACCCCCGGAAAUACCUGCGCAGUGUUGGUGAUGGAGAGACCGUAGAGUUUGAUGUGGUCGAGGGAGAGAAGGGUGCAGAAGCAGCUAAUGUCACUGGCCCAGAUGGAGUUCCUGUAGAAGGCAGCCGCUACGCCGCAGACCGGCGCCGCUAUCGACGCGGCUAUUUCGGCCGGCGCCGUGGACCACCUCGAAGUGGUGUCGAGGGAGAGAUAAAGGAUGUGGUCACAGAAGGAGGACAACUUCAUCAGCAAGUCCCUAGGAAUCCCACAUACCGUCCCCGCUACCGCAGAGGGCCCCCACGUCCACGGCCUGUCCCAGUGGCUGGAGAGGCUGAAAACAAGGAGAACCAUCACGAGGCCAACGCCAUGAGCCAGCAGCCCCCUCGCCGGGGGUACCGGCGCCCCUACAACUACCGGCGCCGGCCUCGUCCACCCAACGCUCCGGCUCCGGAUGGGAAGGAGACAAAAGUAACUGAAACACCUGCUGAAAAUCCUGCUCCAGUGACUGAGCAGAGUGGUGCUGAGUAAUGCCCAGCUCCUCAGGCACCUUUACCAUCCCUCAGGUAAGGAACAGAGAUACUUCCUGUUCUCCAAAUGAAUCACAGGAUGAUAGGGGCUGGAAGAGACCUCUUGAGAUCCAGUCCAACCCCUCUGCCAGAGAAGGAUGGCCCACAGUGUAUCACACAGGGACAAGCCC